This is a messenger RNA of Schistocerca nitens (vagrant locust), 887 nucleotides long. Its product is annotated as ankyrin repeat domain-containing protein 6-like. Gene Ontology annotation, molecular function: protein binding. NCBI's taxonomy places the organism in Eukaryota, Metazoa, Arthropoda, Insecta, Orthoptera, Acrididae. Bases 52 to 816 code for a protein of 254 amino acids. The transcript is spliced from 4 exons. The record is from RefSeq and is a predicted model, not a curated record.
UCUCCACAGCAGGGCAGGCGUGUGUGUGUCGACACAGCAGAAUCACCUACAAUGGCGACGGCGAAUGAAGCUGAGGAUACCGCGGCCGUGGAGAUCCGUGGCCCACUGCAGCCGGGGGAUGGCGCCGUGGCGGCGCUGUCGGCUGCGGAGGCACGGCCAGCGGCGCGUCCACCUCCAGGAAUAGGUACACCAUCUACCACAGAGGGCAGGUCCACCACCCCUAGCACUCACUGUCAACCCCACAGCGGUCAAGGCCGGACUCCUGCCGCAGCUGCGCCGCCCACGGCUGCCCGACACACUCCACCACCUGAUGACGCCGACGUCUCUCAUUUGCGGAGCGUUUCUGAAGAAGAGGGCGACAGGAGGCUGAUCCAGGCGGCUCAGCAGGGGGCUCUGGAGCAGCUGCACCUGCUGAUGGCGGCGGGGGCGGACGUCAGGAUGAGGGACGCGUCCGGGCAGACUGCCCUACAUUGGGCAGCAGACAAGGGACACCUGCAGGUGGCGAGGUGUUUGUUGGAGGGCGGGGCCGAGGCUGACGCCAGAGACGGCGGGCAGAGCACUCCCCUGCAUGUGGCUGCACUGUACGGCCACACGGCUCUGGUGCAGCUACUGCUGCAGUGGGAAGCCGACCCCAACGCCAGGAACGAGUUGGAGAGGACGCCUCUGCACUUUGCGGCGGUCUUCGGCCACGAAGAGUCGGCAGCUGCACUGCUCGAGGCAGGGGCCGACAGAGAGGUCAGGGACGGAGGUGGGAAGACCCCUCUUCAACUCGCCAGGCAGUACAACCAGCAGAAACUCGCUCAGAUGCUAACAUAACAGUACCAUAUGUCAGUAAGGAAAUAAAAUUCACUACAUUAUAUUUCGUUAUUUCAAAAUUAAGGGGCUCC